Penicillium robsamsonii is the source of this 504-nucleotide messenger RNA. RefSeq lists its product as uncharacterized. The coding region runs from base 1 to 504 and encodes 167 amino acids. The transcript has a single exon. The record is from RefSeq and is a predicted model, not a curated record. NCBI's taxonomy places the organism in Eukaryota, Fungi, Ascomycota, Eurotiomycetes, Eurotiales, Aspergillaceae.
AUGCCCGAGAAAAGUCUAGACUUGCAACACUUGCUUGAUAUGGAUAAGGGACUUGUGGAGACAGACGGAAUUCAGAAUAAGUUGAGAAAUUUGAAGGAGACAGUCCACGGACAAGAGGAAAGACUGAGGAAAUCCGAACGACAGAAGGAUAUAGUUCACGAAAAGAUUACCAGCUUGCAAGAGCAGCUCAGCAUGCGUGACUUUAUUCAACAACACAGUGGGUUAAAAGAGAGGCUCGCCAUGCAUGAAAGACUACUAGAGAUUGCGGACCAACAAAUAAAUACACAGCAAGAGCUCAUAAAACACUUGUUUGACGCGCAAAUCUCAACUUCACGACAACUUGCCCAUAUUAAACAAAAGCUUCCGCAACAACCUGAACAAUGUGUGCAACAGCCACAAGUGGAAGAGCUCGAGGGGCAGCAGUCUAAUCCGGGUGGAGUCAACAAAAGUACAGAUGCUUCUGAUUAUGUCCUUGUCUCGGAAGAUGAAGUCACCACCAUUUGA